Messenger RNA from Oncorhynchus nerka (sockeye salmon), 3240 nucleotides. Its product is annotated as extracellular sulfatase Sulf-2-like. Gene Ontology annotation, biological process: positive regulation of Wnt signaling pathway; glomerular basement membrane development; heparan sulfate proteoglycan metabolic process. The coding region runs from base 509 to 3193 and encodes 894 amino acids. Gene Ontology annotation, cellular component: endoplasmic reticulum; plasma membrane; cell surface. Gene Ontology annotation, molecular function: glycosaminoglycan binding; N-acetylglucosamine-6-sulfatase activity; calcium ion binding. The record is from RefSeq and is a predicted model, not a curated record. Lineage: Eukaryota; Metazoa; Chordata; Actinopteri; Salmoniformes; Salmonidae. The transcript has 21 exons.
GAGAGAGGGAGAGGGAGAUAUGUAACUUUGGCUAGAGGGACAUUUUUUUUUCUUCAUUUUUAACUCCCCCUCCCCUUUUCCUCCUCGUUUUUCUGUGUGUCUGUCUAUAUUAGUGUUUUUGUUUCUCCGUACGCCUGAGAGCGUGGUCAGUCAGAGAGAGAGGGAGGAGCAGAGUUAGAGUAAAACAGAGCAGGAAAAGGACAGACAGGAGAAGAGGAGGGAACAGUCCAUGGUAAUGUGUGCCUGCUCGUCCCAGUCCAGCCCAGUGCAGCGCCCCCUCCUCCACCAGCUCUACUGGGUCAGUACCCUGGGACAGCACCUGCUCCCCUGACAGACAGACAGACUCUCAGGACCCGCAGCUGUGUGAGCCUUGAGUCCAGCCGCUCCUCCACACAUAAAGAGACUCCGACCAUCCCCAGAGAACCCAACCUUCCAUUCACAGGAAUCUUAGCGGUGGCUGCAGCAGAGUGAUCCAGUAGUAGCAGGGUAAGAUAAGUUUGAGGUCAAGAUGGCGGGACAGGGGCUGCUGCACUCCACCAACCGUUACCUCCUCCUGCUCCUGGGGGUUCUGUCUGUGGCAGACGCCUCUAUCUUCCUCAAGGCCUCCUUCCAGAGAGACCGCCGUAACAUCCGGCCCAACAUCAUCCUCAUUCUCACUGAUGACCAGGACAUGGAGCUCGGCUCCAUGCAGGUCAUGAAUAAGACACGUUGUAUCAUGGAGCAGGGCGGGACUCACUUCUCCAACGCCUUUGUGACCACGCCCAUGUGCUGUCCUUCACGCUCCUCCAUGUUGACGGGGAAGUACGUUCACAACCACAACACCUACACCAACAAUGAGAACUGUUCCUCCCCCUCCUGGCAGGCCCAGCAUGAGACUAGGACCUUUGGAGUGUACCUCAACAACACUGGCUACAGGACAGGCUUCUUUGGGAAGUACCUGAAUGAGUACAACGGUUCCUAUAUUCCUCCUGGGUGGAGAGAGUGGGUGGGGCUGGUCAAGAACUCCCGCUUCUACAACUACACCCUGUGCAGGAAUGGAGUCCGCGAGAAACAUGGCUGCGAGUACCCUAAGGACUACUUUACGGACCUCAUCACAGAGGAUGGCAUCAACUACUUCCGCUCGUCUAAGAGGAUGUACCCUCACCGGCCAGUGAUGAUGGUGAUGAGCCAUGCAGCCCCCCAUGGGCCAGAGGACUCAGCACCUCAGUACAGCACUGCCUUUCCCAACGCAUCCCAGCACAUCACUCCCAGCUACAACUAUGCCCCAAACCCAGACAAGCACUGGAUCAUGAGUUACACUGGUUCCAUGAAGCCCAUCCACAUGGAGUUCACCAACAUGCUACAGAGGAAGAGGCUGCAGACCCUGCUCUCUGUGGAUGACAGCGUGGAGAAGGUGUAUAACAUGCUGGCUGAGACUGGAGAACUGGACAACACAUAUAUCAUCUACACAGCUGACCACGGCUACCACAUUGGCCAGUUUGGCCUGGUCAAGGGCAAGUCCAUGCCCUACGAGUUUGACAUUCGAGUACCCUUCUACAUCCGAGGGCCCAACGUGGAGGCAGGAGCCAGCAACCCUCACGUGGUGCUGAACAUUGACCUGGCGCCCACCAUCCUGGACAUCGCUGGCAUGGACGUCCCGCCAGACAUGGACGGCAAGUCCAUCCUCAAACUGCUGGACAUAGAGAGACCAGUCAACAGGUUCCAGGUGAAUAAGAAGGGGAAGGUGUGGAGAGACUCGUUCCUGGUGGAAAGAGGGAAGUUGCUCCACAUGCGUGAUGAGUCUUCAGGGAAGGACGUGGCCCAGGAGGAGAACUUCCUGCCUAAGUACCAGCGGGUCAAGGACCUGUGUCAGAGAACAGAGUACCAGACACCCUGCCAACAGCUGGGACAGAAGUGGCAGUGUGUUGAAGAUGCUACGGGGAAACUGAGGCUGUAUAAGUGUAAGGCCAUGACCAGCAUGUCUGCAGAACGGAAGGAGGGCCCUGCCAACAUCAGGUCCCAAUUUUACCCCCAGCGCGAAGCAAAGCACAUCACAGAGCACAACACAGAGCCCGAAGGCUGCAAGUGUGACCAGUUCCCUAGCUUCAGACUCAGUGCCUUCAAGAAGAAAAAGUUCCUUUCCAAGAAGAAGAUGAAGGCCGUCAAGAGCUAUGCCCGUAACCGUUCUGCCCGCUCCGUGGAGAUGGAGAUAGGAGGGGAACUGUAUGCUGUAGACUUGGGGGAUGGCUACCAGCCUGUACUGGCCCCCAGGAACCUCAGCGAGGCUGGGGCCCCGGGGCCACGCGACGACACUGAGGACGACUUCAGUGGCAUGGGGUUCACCAUCAGUCCCAGGACUAGCAGCAACAGUCUGGCUAUAGUACCUUCUGACAUCAAAGUCACACACAGGUCAGGGAGUGUGUUGAGGUUCUAUGUGGAUGGAUGCUCAAUCCUGGCCGAUGACACAGUGAAGUGUGACACCGGGAUCUAUAAGUCUGUGCAGGCCUGGAAGGACCACAAACUCCACAUCGACCAUGAGAUUGAGACCCUGCAGACCAAGAUCAAGAACCUGAGAGAAGUCAGGGGUCAUCUGAAGAAGGCCCGCCCAGAGGAGUGUGACUGUCUCCGCUACAUCUACCAGUCUAAGUACAAGAGUAAGCUUAGGCACAAAGGAAGCAGCAUUCACCCAUUCAGGAAGGGUCAGGAUAAGGAUAACAAGGCGUGGCUGCUGAAGGACCAGAAGAGGAGGAAGAAGAUGAGGAAGCUGCUGAAACGCCUGAGGAACAACGACACCUGUAGCAUGCCUGGUCUAACCUGCUUCACCCACGACAACCAGCACUGGCAGACCGCCCCCUUCUGGACAAUGGGUCCAUUCUGUGCCUGCACCAGUGCCAACAACAACACCUACUGGUGCGUAAGGACCAUCAACGAAACUCACAACUUCCUGUUCUGUGAGUUUGCGACUGGCUUCCUGGAGUACUUUGACCUCAACACAGAUCCCUACCAGCUGAUGAAUGCUGUGAACACGCUGGACCGAACCGUCCUAAAUCAGCUCCAUGUUCAACUCAUGGAGCUCCGCAGCUGCAAGGGCCACAAGCAGUGCAACCCCCGUACCCGCAACCUGGAGCUGGGAGGUAAAGAGCGAAGCAUCUUUGAUGAAUACAGAGGGCGCCAUCCACCCCCACCGCCCAGCACAUCUGCCUUAGUCAUCUAAUCAUCUCUACCUGUAGAGGGCGCCAUCCACCGCCCAGCACAUCUGCC